Protopolystoma xenopodis is the source of this 837-nucleotide messenger RNA. NCBI's taxonomy places the organism in Eukaryota, Metazoa, Platyhelminthes, Monogenea, Polystomatidea, Polystomatidae. The record is from the annotation of a GenBank genome assembly.
AUGGAACUUCAACAAUCAGCAUCACCGUCCAACUGGUCCGUCCAAAACCGACUCUCCACCAAAACAGGAUCAGGCUUGUCUAGACUCUUGGACCGAUUGACUCUUGAAAGUCGAUCGCAACUUUUCCACCUUCCACGGCCCUUCAGACCGUCACGCUGUCGCCACGGCAGCAGCGCCGUUCUGACCGCAUUUACUUCGACGGGACUCGAGCCCAGACUCUUGGGGCUGCUUCCCAGUCCAGCUUUGUCGAGUCGCUGUCGGGGUGCAGAGGGGAACCACAAUGCCGACUGUGCAUGGAUCAUCAACAAAGGUGCUACAGUGUCCCUGAUCGACUCGAGCUCGCCUGGCAACAAGCUGGGAGGGCAAAAGUGGACAAUGGGCCUACCAAUCAGGAUUAAGCGAGGUCAUGGACUAAACAGCUCACCGAUUGUGUUCGAGCAGGCACUCUUCGUUGAAGCUCUUCGAUAUUGUCGUUGCCGUCGUCGUCGUCGUCGUCGUCGUCGUCGUCGUCGACAUUGGUUGGUCUCCGAGGUAACUGUCGGCAAAGUGUGUGUAUGUAUGUGUGUAUGUCUGUGUGGGAGGUUUAUGCGUUCAAGUGGGCCUCGUAGGAGUAUCGAGGAAGUCACAAGUCACAGGGAAAAGUACGUGUCGUGGAUGAGAACGCUUCAUCUCCUCCCCGCCGCGUGUCUAGGCAGUCUGGCGUCUCUGUUUUCGCCAAAUCUCCACAGGUCCAGUGACGAACUCAUGUCUCCUCCGGUUCUCACCGGCUUACAGGCGCUGUCAAAUCGAGGCUAUGCACGAAGACGAGCAAUCCAAUGGCUUCGGAGCACAAGUUGA